Messenger RNA from Exaiptasia diaphana, 2121 nucleotides. RefSeq lists its product as uncharacterized. Gene Ontology annotation, molecular function: alpha-(1->6)-fucosyltransferase activity. Gene Ontology annotation, biological process: protein N-linked glycosylation. The coding region runs from base 35 to 1288 and encodes 417 amino acids. The record is from RefSeq and is a predicted model, not a curated record. The transcript is spliced from 3 exons. NCBI's taxonomy places the organism in Eukaryota, Metazoa, Cnidaria, Anthozoa, Actiniaria, Aiptasiidae.
AUUAUUACUUAUCAAUCGAAGGCCUAACAAGUUGAUGUUGAGCAUGAAACGAAGAGUCUUUAUAGUAGCCACAUUGUUUGUUGCUAUAUUCAUUAUGAUAGCAAUACAGAGGACAGAAUACCUAACCACUCUGUGGAAUGUUUUUGAUCCAGUAUCCUACAACGAUAAUAUUUUCCAUACUUCCAAGAAUUUUAGAUGCAAUGGCCAAUGGAUGGAUGAAUACAGCCGUUACCAUGCCAACAGUCUCAGUUCACAAAGCAGUGACAGGAAAUUUCUAAUCUACUACUGUACAGGACACAMUGGUGGUUGCGGUGGUUAUGGCAACCGAAUGAUCAGCAUAGUCUCUCUUUUCUAUCUUGCAGUGGUUUUAAAUCGUACAUUUAUGAUCCACUGGGGAGGACCUGAGUUACUGGAAACAUACUUACAGCCAAAUCGUAUYAACUGGAAAUAUAAUUCACUUAAAUUCAAGGGGCUGAAAUCAAUAAAGCGUUACUGGGGACUAGAGAGAAGUGCAGGAUACGAGCAGUUCUUUCUUUCAAGAGAGGGGAACUUUUUACGUUGGACUCAAUCAGUGAACUUUAGAACAUAUUUAAACAAUCCAGUUGAACAAGUAUCGUCAAUUUGGUACUUUGCUGAUAAAAUAUGGGAUAAUCCACAUACGAAGACGAUCGCUAGGGGGCUUGGGAUACCAUUAAAAAGCAAGGAGUACCCAUACGCUAUGAUUGGCUGCGCUAUGAGCUUUUUGUUUAAAAAAUCCAAAGCUUUGAUUAAAGAGUUCUCUAAAGUGCAAACGGCUAUUCAAGAUAGGCCAAGGCCUUUUAUCGGCAUCCACAUUCGCUCCAGUGAUUACCAGUUUGGUAGUUUUAAUCCCCAUAGUGUCAGAACGCGUGAUCCGGCUAAAGUUUUUAUAUGCGCWGAACGAGUUGAAAAGGCACUAAAGAGCAAGUUUUUCUCUUUAAGGCAUAAAAACUUCACAUGGAUUUUAGCAGCGGAUAAUAAAGAUAUCAAAAAGAAAGCAUCGAAAGAUUACCCGUCAAGAAUAGCUACGUUGGACAUUGUUCCUAAUCACCUUGAUGUCUCAUCGUCAGGCCAUCAAGAUAUUUUGAGAGAUAUUUUAAUGGAUCAACUGCUGAUACUAGAGUGCGACUUUUUCAUUUUGACAUCAGCAAGCACGUUCAGUGUUGUAAUUGCGGGGCUGCGUCAGUUUCCGGUCCGUUCGACGACUUAUGGAGAGAGUUGCCAGCUAGAUGAAAGGAAAGUUAUCCUUGCUCCWAAGCAAAAAUUCUAACAAGCGUUUGGUAAAGUAUUUGGGCUAUUUAUUCAGUUUAGCUGGCCCCACUCUCGAAAAGGGAUAUCUUCAUGCCUUUUGAGCUAAAACAAAAAGGUCACACCUUCAAAGACAAAAGUAUCUUUUUCGCUCUCAAAUUCACCGAAAUGUUAACUUUCCUAAAAAUCUAUUUAAUGAUAAAGAAUUGAUUGCCGUGCGUUUAUCGGUUAAAUAAAACACGGAUUGCUUUUAUARUAUAGGAAGUCAGUUAUGCUCUUGGCGAGCGUGAAUUUACCGGGAAAUAAAAGACUCUAAAAUAAUAAUUGACACUAUUAAAUAGUGAAAGACGAUAGUAACAAUGAUCAGUAUUACAUCCCCCCUACAUGGCUAAGCUUUACUUAGAAAACCCUGUCACUUUAUAGUUAUCAAAAUUCACUGCCACCGCGGUCCGCGGUCACGUAGUGCCUGGAAAAUGAUUUCUGGUCCAAACAUAUGCAUGGGAAAUUCAUUUUAAGUGAUUCGCCGACCGUGGACCAACAUAAUUUUAGUGCUUUCAGUGUGACGGGGUAUUCUAAAGUCGCUCCCUGUAAAAUUUAUUUUUUGGUGUACACGUUCUACAAUGUUUUGCUAACACAACUACUCCUUUUUUCCGAUGUGGUUCUAAUUGUUCUAAGGUUCUAAGUGUACAUGUUUCGGGUUCUAAAUCUGGUUCUCUAUGUUCUACAUUCUAUCGCACGAGGUGCGCCGGUUUCUAUGGUGAUGUCAGUUCUAUAUAUGGAAAUGUAACGACAUCUUACACUCCCCCUCCUACAUCUGUCUCAGAAUGAAUGAAUAAAUUAAUGUUGCAAAAUCAA